AUGCCUAGGGGGAACCAGCAACCGCAGGAUCUCCACACCACCCCAGAGGGCAGCCAUCCACUCCAACCCCCUCAAAAAUGCAAUAAUCCGAGGCAGGCCCCAGAGCACACCCCUGCAGUGACCGAACAGAAGGCGACCACACCCCGGGGCAGAGGCCGGGUGGGGCCGGCUGUACGCUCACAGCCCUCCCAGUCCAAGCUCCAGGGUUCGCGCACACGAGGCCCUCCUGCAGGACAGCGGAAUCCAGAGCGGGCCAACCCCCCAGACCCACGCAAAGGCAAGGGUCAGGCCUCGGGGCGGCGUGACAAUCGGCAGCGGGCACCCUCCACCCCGAAGCCCGAACCCUCCACCCCGAAGCCCGAACCCUCCACCCCGAAACCCAAACCCCCCACCCCCAACAUGGCCCGCGGCGGCACUCAGAACUGGAGCUCUGGGGAGUCGGACGGACAGCCGGAGGCGCAGACGCCCGAGGACACCGGCGGAACCUUCCGCCGGCGCCGAAUAAAAGCCCGCGGCGGAGGCGCCGGCGGCUCGAGUGCGGCUGUGCCGGACGCGCAAGUGGGUCCCGGGCGCACGCUCCGGACGGAGCCCCGGGAGCGGCCGCGACCGAGACGGUGA
Molecule: messenger RNA, 618 nt
Organism: Cricetulus griseus (Chinese hamster)
Lineage: Eukaryota; Metazoa; Chordata; Mammalia; Rodentia; Cricetidae
Source: RefSeq, a predicted model, not a curated record